This is a messenger RNA of Homalodisca vitripennis (glassy-winged sharpshooter), 388 nucleotides long. Its product is annotated as general transcription factor IIH subunit 4-like. The record is from RefSeq and is a predicted model, not a curated record. The coding region runs from base 110 to 367 and encodes 85 amino acids. Gene Ontology annotation, molecular function: ATPase activator activity; double-stranded DNA binding. The transcript is spliced from 2 exons. Gene Ontology annotation, biological process: nucleotide-excision repair. Lineage: Eukaryota; Metazoa; Arthropoda; Insecta; Hemiptera; Cicadellidae. Gene Ontology annotation, cellular component: transcription factor TFIIH holo complex; transcription factor TFIIH core complex.
AAUCCGUGAGAGUAGGUUAGGUUAUGUCGGAUUUGCUUGAAGCGUUACGGCUAUCUUUUUCCAUUUACUUUACAAUUAAUAAAUUGCAUGUUUUUGUUUAGCGUCAAUUAUGGCAGACUCGUCUAAAAGUGGAAAUCCUCUUUUCUUAAAAAGUAAAUCAUUACAAUGUAAAAACUUGCACGAUUAUUUAAAAACAUUGCCAAAGGAAGUCUUAGAAAGACUCUACAACCACCCAACAACUUGUUUAGCUGUGUACAGGGAGCUUCCGGCAAUAGCCAAGCAUUACGUGAUCAGGUUAUUGUUUGUUGAACAACCUGUUCCUCAGGCAGUGAUUGCAUCGUGGGUUUCCCAGGCUUAUGCAAAGUAAGUGUUUAAUAGUUAAAUGUAA